CCCCCCAAAAACCCCAGACCCCCUCCUGAGCCUAAAGCAAAGCUGAAUGUUGGCUGGGGGAGUAUAAAAUCACAGUGAGCAUCAGCCCGUGGUCCAGAUAUGUGGGGCUGUGGCUGUUGUCCCAUCUUUUCUAGCAGAGCUUUUUGGACACAGAGCUGUUGCUACAUGCUGGUGACAGGGAAGGGCGAGCGAUGCUCUUGCUUACGGUGGGGCACUUGUGGCUUGCCCUGCCUCAUCCUGACUCUCCAAAGUGAAACUCAAGUUCUUUUCCUCCCCCCCUAAAGCAGCAGAUUAAGUAUUAGCUCUGCAAUGACUCUUUAGAACUCUUGUUCCAAAAGCGAGGGGUUAAAUAAAGCCAAAGAUUUUCUACUUGUUCAAUUUUAACCAGGAAAAACACUGCUACUGUCUCUUAAGUGGUGGAAUGAAGCUACUUGACUUUUCCUGUUCUUCAUCAGUGCCUGGUUUCUGGAAAUGUGGUGCUAAUGGAAUAUUUCCUGAUCAUUUUUUCUUUCAUGACUGUUUUUGUUAACAUUGUUGGUGCUAAACUCCGCUUUUUGUUCUCUUAAUGACACCGUGGUUGAGCUACUGCAUGAUUAGCCCAUAAGACCUGUUGGUAAUUCUUUGCAUCUGGGGGUUUUUAAUCACUGUAAAAGCACACUUUCAUUGUGGUUUCCUUUUAUGCUUGCUGUACGCAUGUUUUCACUUGUUCUCAAGUCUUUUAUUUUCAACGUUUUCAGUUGAGGGUAAGUAGAGAUGAGUUUUUCCCCCCUCUCCCUCUAUAGGCUCUUCAGAGCAAACCCAGCUAAGAUAAGCAGAGCACCUCUUCUCAGGGAAUUUGUAGCCUAUGACCCAAAUUCUAACCUAACCCAAGAAAGGGGGAAGAAGACAGGGGGAAGGGGCAAUGGGGAUCUCACCAAGAGAAGGGAAAGGACAUUUCUGCUGUAGCUUUGGGUGAAGUAUUUUCCUGGGAGCCUUUGGUGAUGGUGUCAGUGCUGUGGGCUGAAUUAGACUUAAGAUGCAGCAUUUCCAGUUACCAUAAGGCUUAGAAAAGCUUAAACCCUCCACCCUGAGCGUAACAAACCUCUUCAUUGUGACUUUCCUUGCCAGUCUCUAAAUGCUAAACAUUGUGCACAUGUUAACACUAGAGUUUCUCUACCCCCCCCUCCCCCAAUAUUUUAUACAGUAAAUGACAUUGCAUGACUUUCUGACUGGUUUUAUGUUGUUCCCGUUCUUUUCAUGCCUGUCUGUGUGGGGCAAAGGAGGGGAGGAGAGGGUGGCCUGUGGUACACAAGAGGAUCUCUCCCCUUGGCUAACGUGUCCACAGAUUGCCUGAGAAACAGGGUAGAGUGGCAUUCCAGGAGUGGGGUUUAGCUCUUGUAGCUGGGUUCUCUUAUUAACUCAAUCUCAAAUAAUAGGGCUCUGGUUAUUUUGCAGAGUGUCUCUGAAGAAUGGACAGAAUUGCCAUGGCUAACUACAAGCUACAGUUCACAGUGGACAAACGUUCUGCCCACAGGCCAAAAAGGGGGUAACGAAUUGACCCGAGAAAAUUAAAGAAUUCAGUUAACAGGCGACGUAUGCCUUUUAAUUCCUAUCUUUUCUUCAUUUUUUUCUAUUUAAUACUUUGAAUUAGAAGGUAGAAAUGUGUUGGCAAAUGAAUAGCGCAUUUAAAGAUUGCAUGAUUAAAGAGGGCCCUUGAGCUAAUGUUAGCUACGUGCUGUAAAGUGAUUCUUUGGAGUAGCUGCUUUGACCGUGGUUUUGUGUCUUUAACAGUCUGUAAAAGCAUUUUGAAGCGGGGGCCAACUGUUGUAAAGUACAUUAGAGAAGCUCUUGAUUUGCAUGUUUACACCAUUUAAGUUUAAUUUUGCUACUACCUGCCAAAGCAUUCGUAAAGUUCUGUGUAGAAAAGAAGCCUUUUGCUUUGACUGUGUUGCUGGUGCAAUAAGCAGCUGACCUUAGUAAAGGUGAAACAUGAAGAUAAGGUGUUAGGGGUGUGACUCAAGUUGUCGUUUUUAGGAGGCUCAGGUUGGUGAAGGUGCUGACCUGGGUCUUGUUUCUGCUUUUUAGAGAUGCACGUGUGGUUAAGGACAUGGCAACGGGGAAAUCUAAAGGAUAUGGCUUCGUCUCAUUCUUCAAUAAAUGGGAUGCAGAGAACGCGAUUCAGCAGAUGGGAGGUCAGUGGCUUGGUGGAAGGCAAAUCAGAACGAACUGGGCGACAAGAAAACCUCCGGCUCCAAAGAGUACAUAUGAAUCAAACACCAAACAACUGUCUUAUGACGAUGUGGUCAACCAGUCCAGCCCGAGCAACUGCACCGUGUACUGUGGAGGGGUCACCUCGGGGCUCACAGAGCAGCUGAUGCGCCAGACCUUUUCUCCCUUCGGGCAGAUCAUGGAAAUCCGAGUGUUCCCAGAUAAAGGCUACUCCUUUGUACGGUUCAAUUCCCACGAGAGCGCCGCGCAUGCGAUCGUGUCCGUCAACGGGACGACUAUAGAAGGACAUGUAGUGAAGUGCUACUGGGGCAAGGAGACGCCAGACAUGAUCAAUCCAGUCCAGCAGAGCCAAGUGAGCUACCCACCGCCAUACGGGCAGUGGGGGCAGUGGUACGGCAGUGCCCAGAUCGGGCAGUACGUGCCCAAUGGCUGGCAGGUCCCUGCCUAUGGAGUGUACAGCCAAGCAUGGAAUCAGCAGGGGUUUAGCCAGACACAGUCUUCAGCAGCGUGGAUGGGCGCUAACUACAGCAUGCAGCCACCCCAGGGGCAGAACGGGAGCGUGAUCACCAACCAGACGGGAUACCGUGUGGCAGGGUUUGAAACACCCUGAGGGAGGAGAGCGCCGGGAGACUCCCAGAGGUGUCUGUCACCACCAGGAUUUAUCCCAUCGAGCGGUGGAUGCCAUGUAUUUAUUUAAGCAAGAGGAGAAACGGGGUUUGGGGUUGGGGAGGGGGAGGGAAGAAAAAGGAGAAAAACCCCACAAAACAGCAUUUUUUUGAUCCUGAAAUUAUCAUCCCCAUUGUUUAAAAACCAAACCAGAAUCCCACGACACAAGAUGCUGGAUAGCCGCCGACUUUUGCCUUCUUUUUCCUCCUUUCUGUGCUUCCUAAACCCCUGCGGGUUUGGAAACGCAGCCGAACGCAGGGACUAAGUGCCACCAGGACCGGGGGGCAGCACAUUGCACAACGUUGAACCUUUUUUGGGGUUUCUUGAGUGGUUUUCUUGGCUUUCCUGGGAAGCAGUGUGUGCCGUUGGCCUUCCCAACGCUUCCCACCAAUGUAUUAUAAACCGCUGUACAAAACCCAUCCUUAACAAACACAGUUAAGCCAAAAGCGUGUGGAUCCUGGCGCCUUUUAAACACCCCUCUUGUACAAAGCCCUCCGUCCCUCCACUUUUGUUACACUGGGGGUUAUUGUUUGGAUGCUAAGUUAUUGAUCUACAUCAUUUUUAUAGCUCAGUGUCUUUCAGGGUGGGCUCAGCCUCAGCUCAGCACCAAGGGACAGCAGAACUCCUGUUUUCACUCUACCACGAAGGCAGGGUCUUGGUUUCCUUAUUGGUUGGGUUCUUUUUUUACUGAUUUCUACAUGGACAUGUACCGGUUCUGUAAAAUAUUUUAGCAACUUCAGGUUUUGCACAA
Neopsephotus bourkii (Bourke's parrot) is the source of this 3625-nucleotide messenger RNA. RefSeq names its product TIA1 cytotoxic granule associated RNA binding protein (gene TIA1). Gene Ontology annotation, cellular component: cytoplasmic stress granule. Bases 2087 to 2818 code for a protein of 243 amino acids. Lineage: Eukaryota; Metazoa; Chordata; Aves; Psittaciformes; Psittacidae. The record is from RefSeq and is a predicted model, not a curated record. Gene Ontology annotation, molecular function: mRNA binding. The transcript is spliced from 8 exons. Gene Ontology annotation, biological process: nuclear-transcribed mRNA catabolic process, nonsense-mediated decay; regulation of mRNA stability; cytoplasmic stress granule assembly.